Molecule: messenger RNA, 825 nt
Organism: Amphimedon queenslandica
Lineage: Eukaryota; Metazoa; Porifera; Demospongiae; Haplosclerida; Niphatidae
Exons: 6
Coding region: 11-724 (237 amino acids)
Source: RefSeq, a predicted model, not a curated record
UAGUAAUCCAAUGUAUUAUCAACAAUACAAUGGACCAUUGAAUUAUGAGCUUGAUAGCAGUAAUGGAUUAAUACCAUUGGAACAUAAUGACUAUCCACUGAUAUCAGUUAUAGUAGAUACUGCUGCAAUAAUAACAACUACUGAUAUGUACACAUCAUUCAUUACCUCUCCUACCAGUGGUGCAUCAAUUGAUGAUAGUCCAUUAACUACAGUAUCUACUGGGGCUACUGUUCAAAGCAAUAUAUCUACAGUCAGUAAUACAGUAAUACUAGCUAGUUGUGCAGUAUUUAUAGUACUGGUAGCUACUAUACUGGUAAUAAUAUUGGUGAGUGUGUUAGUGUGUAGGAGAAGAUUUAAAAAAGGAAUUGACACUUCAGAAAAUGAACGUUAUACUGACCCACAGAGUGUAGUGAGUUCAAGAACUAAUGACAACAACAUAGAGGAACAACCACAAGAUUAUGAAAAUGUAAGACCACUAGCAAGAUGGCAGCUAACAGAAAAGAAUAAAAUAGAAGAUACACCUCCUUCAAGCAGAAAUAGAGAAACACGUGAAACAAGUAUGACUAUACCACAGGAGAGAGUCAAUAACCCUGCAUAUGGAAUUCAUAAAAUAAGAAAUGAAAACAUUGAGAAAGAAGCACCAGUGUAUGAUGUGCCACAAAUAACACAAAAAGUUACAGUAGUACAGAAUAAAGCGUAUGGAAGACUGAAAGGGAAAGUAUAAUGGCAUACAUUGAUAGCAGUAUACUUAGCUAGUAGAUAAAACUUUAUACUGUAUGUAUAUAGACAAGACUACAAGUUUAUUUGUAAUCAAUUGUCAUUUAG